This is a messenger RNA of Paramecium octaurelia, 629 nucleotides long. The record is from the annotation of a GenBank genome assembly. NCBI's taxonomy places the organism in Eukaryota, Ciliophora, Oligohymenophorea, Peniculida, Parameciidae.
AUGAUUAAGAAGGAAGUGAGACUUCUAUUAUUAUCUGCUAAAAAGUUUAUUGACCAACUUCCUUAAUAAAAAUAGCAAAGAGCAUCUAUAAACCUAAUGAAAAUUGUAUAAGAACCUAAACCUGAGGAAUAAAUACUCAAAGAGAUACAAUAUUAGAUAAAUUUUCUGAAGUUAACUAAUCCAAAUAUUCAGUUCUAAUAGAUCACUUAGGAAGAGGAGGUCACUCCAGAAAAAAUCAUUUAGAAAUUUAAUGAGCAAUAGGAAUAAUAGUAAAAGAGUGAAGAAAUUGAUUUGAAGAAAGGUACUUAUAUUUAUUAAAAUGGGAAUUUGGUAUAAGGAUAAGCUGAAAAAAGAAAGGAAGUAGAUUAUUCUAAUUGGUAUGCAGCUAAUGUUGAUCCCGAUGAUUUGAAAAAGUAUGUCUAGCAUAUAUAUACUCUUAGACAUAAAGAACUAUUGGAUAGAUAACAUUUUAGUGGCCCUUUUUGGGAAGGGAAGCCAAUGCCAAAGUCUAUUUUAGAUGAGGAGAAUCCAAACACAUUAAUGUAUAGUGACGAGCGUCCAGAAAAAGAGUUGAAUCCAAAUUUGAAGCAGGAGAAGCCAGGGAAAUUCGAAAGAGUUAAAAGAUGAUU